AUGUCUAACCAGGGUUAUUACGGCCAGCAGCAGCAGCAGUACCCUCCUCAGGGUGGCUACUAUCCUCAGCAACCGCCUCAGUCUUACGGUGGUGGUUACGGCGGCCAGCCAGGCUACGCCCCUCAGCCUCCUCCGCAGACUGUCUAUGUUCAACAGCCUCAACAGCAGGGUGGUGGAGGUGGAGGAGGCUGCUGCGCCUGCCUCGCUGGCGCUUGCUUGUGUUGUUGCGCGGAAGAGAUCUGCUGUGACUGUCUCUUCUAG
Peniophora sp. CBMAI 1063 is the source of this 261-nucleotide messenger RNA. The record is from the annotation of a GenBank genome assembly. NCBI's taxonomy places the organism in Eukaryota, Fungi, Basidiomycota, Agaricomycetes, Russulales, Peniophoraceae.